Molecule: messenger RNA, 3267 nt
Organism: Rhinolophus ferrumequinum (greater horseshoe bat)
Lineage: Eukaryota; Metazoa; Chordata; Mammalia; Chiroptera; Rhinolophidae
Gene: BRAT1
Product: BRCA1 associated ATM activator 1
Exons: 14
Coding region: 620-3088 (822 amino acids)
Biological process (GO): cell population proliferation; positive regulation of protein phosphorylation; DNA damage response
Cellular component (GO): nucleus
Source: RefSeq, a predicted model, not a curated record
GGAGCGGGUGAGGCGCGCGUGAAGGAGGGGUCGCGAUCACUGGGGCCGGCGAUCGAGGUCACGGCCCAGGGCGAUUGUUGGGGAGCAGCCUGGGACCGGCGUCCGCGGCGAGGGCUGGGUUUGGCCACCACCGCGGCCACCGGCCCGCGCCUCUUGUGGACCCGGCGGCUCGGCGUCCGCGGCGGGGUCCACAGGCCUGAAAGUGACGCGGCCCUGCGGGGAGGGCUCCUUCCGCAGGGACCUGGCCUCUCCCGGAAAGGCCGACUGACGCCCCGGCCCAGGCAGACCAACUCCUGACCCCGACAGAGUCACUGGCCACCCCCACGCUCCCUCCUCAGCGCCCUCCCUCACCACGGACCACAGGCUGUGUACUUGUUCCACUUGGAGCGCGUAUUAAUACGUUUACACGAGGGCACCCCGACCCCUCCAAGGCUGAACGCGCAGGCACACGCCGCAGCCUGGUGCAGGGUUGCCGGAUGCAGACGCCCUGACUCCGUAGGGACAGACAGACACUUCCAACCCGACUGAGACACGCUUCCCCUGUACACGUGGCUGUUCCAGAACGUACUCCCGCCCCUGACUCUGGCCCACCCGCAGCCUAGGAACCUACUGUGUCAUCAUGGACCCAGAGUGCUCCAAGCUCCUCCCCGCUCUCUGCGCUGUUCUGGCGGACCCCAGGCAGCCCGUGGCAGAUGACACGUGUUUGGAGAAGCUGCUGGACUGGUUUAAGACGGUUACUGAAGCAGGGUCCAGUGUCCUGCUGUUACAGGAGAAUCCCUGCUUGGUGGAGUUGCUGUUCCAGGUGCUGAAACCCCAGGACCUGAGCUCCGGAGUCCUCUCCUUCUCACUCCGUCUUGCAGGGAUACUGGCAGCCCAGGAAAACUGCUUCCAGUAUCUUCAGCAGGGGGAGUUGCUGCGGGGGCUCUUCGGGGAGUCAGGCCCCCUGGGCCGAGCAGCCUGGACGGCCCCCACCGUGCGCAGUGGCUGGAUCCAGGGCUUGCGCUCCCUGGCCCAGCACCCCAGCGCCCUGCACUUCCUGGUGGGCUGCGGUGCCCUGGGCACCAUCUUCUCCUUGCAGGGAGACCCCAGCCUGUUUGUGGCCUCGGCGGCCGGGCAGCUCCUGGCACACGUCCUGGCUCUGUGUAUGCGAGGCCAAGCCGAGGAACACCCCGGCCCGCAGGCUUCUGACUGGCCGACGUGUGCCCAGCAGAUCGUGGACCACGUAGAAGAGUCCCUGCGCUCCGCCGACAGCCCGCAGGUCACGCAGGCCCUGAACGUCCUGAGUACCACGUUCGGGCACUGCCACAGCCCUUGGACACAAGCCCUCUGGGUGCGGCUGAGUCCCCUCGUGGCCUGUCUGCUCGAGAAAGACCCCGUCCCCGCCGCACACUCGCUGGUGGACCUCCUCCUCAGCGCGGCCCGUUCUCCUGUGCUGAGUGCUGACUGUGGCCUGUGGGAGACCUUGGCACAGACCCUGAGCCAUCUGAGCUGCACGCAAGCAGGGCCUCUGGCUUUGGGGGUCCUGAAACUGCAGGCCUGUCCACAGACCCUGAGGGCCCAGGCCUUUGGUGUCCUCCUCCAGCCCCUGGCCUGUGUCCUGGAAGCCGCUGCUCAGGCCCCUGGGCUCCCAGGCCUGCCAGCUGGGACCACGGGUGACUCCGUGGUGGUGGACACGCUCCUGUCCUCCAAGUCGGCCUGUGUGGGUCUCCUGUGCCAGACCCUGGCCCACGUGGAGCUGCUGCAGCCCAUGCCCCAGCGUCCCUCACCCUGGCCCCAGGCGCCCCUGCUUGGAGCUGCGGUGGCAGUCCUGCGGUUCUGCAAUGGCUCGGCAGCCCCCACCUCUGACGUGGGGGGCCGCCUCUGUGUCAUCCUGGUGGGUUGUGUCCGGGUGCAGCGAGCAGCCCUCGAUUUCCUGGGGACGCUGGCUCAGGGAUUAGGCCCUCAAGAGUUGGUGACGCAGGUGCUUGCUGUCCUCCUGGAAUACCUCAAGAGCCCUGACUCCAGCCCCACGGUUCUGAAGAAGGCCUUCCAGGCCGCACUCAGGUGGCUCCGGAGCUCACCCAAACCUUCUGGCUGCUGCGACAUGGACCCCCACAGCCAGCAGUUCCUCAGAGAGCUUCUCCCUGUGCUGCAGAAGCGCCUGUGCAGCCCCUGCUGGGAGGUGAGGGACUCGGGCCUCGAGUUCCUGACCCAGCUGACCAGACGCUGGGGAGGGCAGGCUGGCUUCAGACACACACUCCUGGCCUCAGAGGUGCCUGAGCUCGCCGAGCAGCUCCUGCGAGACCCUGAGAGUUACGUCCGCGCCAGUGCGGUGAAUGCCAUGGGGCAGCUUUCUAGCCAGGGGCUGCGCGCCACCUCCGCCAGCCCUGAGUACCCAGGAGGCCAGCAGAAGAGCCUGCUCCUGGACCUUCUGCACAUCCUGUCCGCCGACUCGGAGGGCUUCCCCCGGAGGGCUGUCAUGCAGGUCUUCACUGAGUGGCUGAGGGACGGCCACGCCGAAGUGGCCGAGGACCCAGAGCAGUUUGUGGCCAGGGUGCUCCAGGUGGCGAGCCAGGACCUGGACUGGGAGGUCCGGGCCCAGGGCCUGGAGCUGGCGCUGGUGUUUCUGGCUCAGACGCUGGGCCAGCCCGCCUCCUACUGUCCCUGUACCAUGGCCCCCCCCGAGGUGGCCCCGCCUGGCCGGCUGGCCCAGGCCCUACAGGCGCUCUGCCGAGUGCGGCUCUUUGAGUUUGCCUUUCGAGCCUUGUUUGACUGUGACCGACCCGUGGCCCAGAAGUCCUGUGACCUCCUCCUCUUCCUGAGGGCCAGGGCUGCUCCCUGUGGCAACCCACAGGAUGCGGGGAGCAGUCCCAAUGUGGCCUCUGCGGAGGCUGCCCUGCAGAGGUGGCGGGCGGGCCAGCAGGGCCAGCCCCAGGAGGACCUGGAGCCCGAGGCUGUGAUGGCCGUGCUGAGGUCCGUGGACCUGGAGGGCCUUCGGGGUGCCCUGGCUGAGAGCAGUGACCACGUGGAGAAGAGCCCUCGGUCCCUCCUGCAGGACAUGCUGGCCACCGUGGGCACCCUGGUGGAGAACGAGGCCGACUGCUACUGAGGCAGCCCAGUGGUGACCUCUCGGGCCCUGUGCCGCUGAGCUUUGUCCCUUCCUCAGGUCCCAAGGGCUCCAGCUCAGCCUGGCUGCACCAGGGAUCCACAGGAAAGCCAGACCAGGUGAGACCAGCAAGGUCAGAGUCACACAUUUUGAUGUAUUAUUAAAGUGGCUUUUUCUACUAA